Ficedula albicollis (Collared flycatcher) is the source of this 3501-nucleotide messenger RNA. It is a transcript of the gene CEP120, whose product is annotated as centrosomal protein 120. Gene Ontology annotation, biological process: positive regulation of centriole elongation; centrosome cycle; interkinetic nuclear migration. Lineage: Eukaryota; Metazoa; Chordata; Aves; Passeriformes; Muscicapidae. The record is from RefSeq and is a predicted model, not a curated record. Gene Ontology annotation, cellular component: centriole; centrosome. The transcript has 23 exons. The coding region runs from base 1 to 3243 and encodes 1080 amino acids.
AUGGGGGAUUCCCACAGGGUCACACCCUCCUUGAGGCACUUCCACCUUCCAGACGCUAGGUUUUCCACUACAGUUCCACACCCCUGUCGGACAUUUCGCGCCACAGCACAGCCGCGGGCUCUCCGGCCAUAUGGUGCGGGGCGGUACCGGGGCCCAGGAGAGGCCGUGCCGGGGCGGUGCCGGGGCGCCCCCCGGCUGCUGAUCGUCGUCUCCGUGCUGGAAGGGCGCUGUUUCCCAAAACGACCCAAGCACGUGCUUAUAGUUGAAGCCAGGUUAGAUGGUGAGCAGUUGGCUACUGACCCUGUGGAGCAUACUGAUCAGCCAGAAUUUGCUACAGAAUUGGCCUGGGAACUUGAUAGGAAAGCACUUCAUCAGCACAGGCUCCAGCGUACACCUAUCAAACUCCAGUGUUUUGCAUUGGAUGCUGUAUCUUCAGCUAAAGAGAAUAUAGGCUAUAUUGUACUGGAUUUAAGGGCUGCACAUGAAAAGAAACAGGCACCUAAAUGGUAUCCUUUGCUUAGUAACAAGUACCCUAAGUUUAAACCUGAAAUACAAAUCGGUGUUGCAUUGGAGGCAGAUUCAAAAGCACUAGUUGAAGAUUUUAAAGCAAAGGAGGCACCCCCUAGAGAAGGGAAGGCACUCACCCUUUUUCCUGGACUAGACCCUAAAAGUAUUGUGCCAGUCUUGAAUGAAGAAGAGGGCUAUCAUCAAAUUGGACCAGCAGAGUAUUGCAGAGAUCACUUUGUCUUGUCUGUAACCAUUGCAUUUGCCACACAGUUGGAACAGUUAGUUCCUAGUACUAUGAAGCUCCCUGAUCGACAACCUGAGUUUUUUUUCUACUACUCAUUACUGGGAAAUGAUGUCACAAAUGAACCUUUUACUGAUUUAAUUAAUCCAAACUUUGAGCCAGAAAGAGCUUCAGUUCGAAUACGUAGUACAGUAGAAAUUCUUCAAGUUUAUUUUUGUGCACAGUCAAAAUUGCAGAUCCAUCUUUGCUGCGGGGACCACUCUCUUGGAAGCACUGAAGUUCCCCUGUCUGGACUACUAAAGAAAGGAAAUGUGGAGAUCGACCAACACCCUGUGACAGUAGAAGGACCAUUUGUUCUUGUUCCACCAAAUAGAGCUAAACAGAAACUGUCACAACUGCCUUUGGAUCUGGCUCCUACUGUUGGGGUAUCUGUAAUUCUUCAAAGGGAAAGCCUGACUACCCAGCCUUUGAUUCCCUUAAAUGCUGCAACUGAACCCAAACAGCCACAGGAGAAAGAGCUUUCUCCUGUUAGUGGACAAGCAGAAAGCCAGCAGCAGAGAUCUCAGAAUGUCCCAUCUCAAGCUGACAAGUGUUCUUCAAAAGAAGAUGUAGCAACAGAAAGUGAAGUGGAAAGUCUUAAGUUUGAAAAGGGCACAAAACCAAGGAAAAGAGGGCUAGUGGCUGGCUGCCCUCAAGAGGUUAACAAACAGUCUCUUGAAGAGCUUCCAGCUUUGAAGUCACAGAGCAAAGCAAAGUCACCUCCAUUAGAUCUGCAAAAUCCCACUGAUAGUGGUCCAGUAGCUAUAUCUCAGCCGAACCCCGUGGGUGUGUCCAGUUCUUCUGAGCCUGUGUCAGCACAGAAAAUUGUUAUUCCAGCAGCCUCUCACCAUUUUUGCUUUUCAAUAGACUUAAGAAGUAUACGUGGUCUGGAAGUUGGCUUUCCAAUAAAUUGCAUGUUAAGGUACUCGUACCCAUUUUUUGGCAGUGCAGCACCUAUUAUGACAAGUCCACCUGUAGAAGUUAGAAAGAACAUGGAAGUCUUUCUUCCAAAAUCAUAUUGUGCAUUUGACUUUGCAACUAUACCUCAUCAGCUUCAAGAUACAUUCUUCAGAUUGCCUCUGCUAGUUGAAUUGUGGCACAAGGAUAAAACAGCCAAAGACUUACUUCUAGGAGUGGCAAGGCUUCAGCUUUCAAAUGUUUUGGCUUCAGAAAAGACACGCUUCUUAAGUGGGAAUGGUGAACAGUGCUGGCGUCAGAUUUGUAAUGAAACAGUCAAUUUCACAGCAGCACAAGGGUCAGGCAGCAGGAUAGCAGAGCUUUCGUAUGUCAUCACCUUGGAAGACUACGGACUUGUCAAAGUGCAAGAAGUUUUGGUGUCAGAUUCUUCUCAAGAUAUAGGUGCUUGUCUACAACAGCAUGUCCAUCAGACUCAGCCUCACCGUGCCCCAGGAGACCAUGCAGAACCUCGAGAAACUCUGGAAUACAAAGCAGCACUGGAGUUAGAAAUGUGGAAGGAAAUGCAAGAGGACAUUUUUGAAAAUCAGCUUAAAAAGAAGGAAAUGGUCCAUAUGCAAGCACUUGCAGAUGAAUGGAAGAAAAGAGAUAGAGAAAGAGAGGCAUUAGUGAAGAAAAAGGUAGCAGAAUAUAAUGUUUUGGAAGAACAGCUUCAGAAAACCCUGAGAGAUCUUGAUAAGCGAGAGCGACAGCUUUUUAGUGCUGAAUCAGAGCUUCAAAGAGUAAAGAAGGAGCUGCAAGCAGAGCAUGAACGAAAUCUGCAAGUGCUUCAGGAUUCUGUGCGUAGAGCCAGGGAGGAAUGUGCACACCAGCUAGAGCUAGAAAGGUCAAAAAUCAAACAACUGGAAGAAGACAAGCUUCGCUUACAUCAGCAGCUUUAUGAAGCAGAAAAUAAGUAUAAGACUUUGGAGAAAGAGUUCCAGCACUACAAAGAACAGCAAAUUAGCAAACCAGAAAUCCAGCUACAAUCAGAAAUAAAUCUUCUCACUUUAGAAAAGGUUGAACUUGAAAGAAAGUUAGAGUCAGCUACCAAGUCAAAGCUUCACUACAAACAGCAAUGGACAAGGGCUUUGAAAGAACUUGCAAGGUUGAAACAGCGUGAACAGGAAAAUGCAAUGGCUCACCUUAAAAAGCAGCAACAAGAGCUCGAGCACAUGAGGUUGCGCUAUUUGGCAGCAGAAGAAAAAGAGCUGGGGAAAACAGACCGACAAGAGCUAGAGGAUAUCAGAAAUGAACUUAACAGGCUAAAACAACAAGAAGAGAGAAAGAAAUUGCAGGAUGCUAGAGAUAAUUCUGCUGAUAGAAUGGAUAGUCUUCAUUGUAGAAAACUAAAUGAGAAUACAGAUGAUUAUCUUUCUCGUCUGAUAGAAGAGAGGGAUACCCUGUUGAGAACAGGAGUCUAUAAUCAUGAAGACCAUAUUGUAAGUGAACUUGAUCGUCAAAUCAGAGAAGCUAUUGCAAAAAGGAACAUUACCAUUUAAAUGCAAAAAGUUUCUAGAGCCAGAAUCUGAAUAGAGUGACUUUUAUAAGCCUAUAGUACUUUGCGAAAUAUGUAACAUCAUGCUUUGUUUUGCACAUUAUGGUCAGCUCUCUUUGAAGUCAAUGUAAAUAUUUGCAACAUGUCAAGUUAAGCACAGUUGUAAGUUUUAUGGGGGUAAUGACUGGUUUUUAAUGUUUUUAUACUCGUAUGUGUGUAUAUAUAUAAUUGUGUGUGCUUGUGUGUGUGUAAAUAUAUUUAU